UUCACCGCAACAAAAACUUACCCAACUCUCACUUGUCGCGCACAUUCUUCUUACUCGUCUUUUUUUUUUCACUUUAAUUUGUCGUUGUGCGGUAUAAAACGAUUUUUUUUCCAGUCUAAAAUCUGAACAAUCCAACACUUGUAGUUUGGACCCAACAAUCCCCGAUUUUAUUUUUCACAAAAAAUUCCAACAGAAAUACAAACAAAAAUUAUUCACCCGAAUCUUGCCCAUUGAAUUUAAACACACUCAAGACUCAACAGAAAGAUAGAAAGGUUUAAGAAGUAAUUUGGCGAAGAACUGGUUUUGUGCAGAAUUGUGAGAUUGAUUGGAUCAAUGUGUGAACUGUACAAUCUUGGAGGGACCUAAUCUGUAAUGCAAUCUACAAAUUCAAGUAAAAAGAAGUGUUUGAAACGUUCGAGAUCAUUUCCAAGUGAGAUGCCAGUGACUGAUACAAAUGAUGCAAAAACCCUUGAGGAUUGCAUCUUGUUUCCUGUUGAAGAUAUAGUGCAGUACCCUCUGCCUGGUUGCGGUUCACCAACUUCUAUAGGUUUUAGUCCAGAUGAUAGUUUAGUUACGUAUUUGUAUAGUCCAAGCCAAACUCUAUGCAGAAAUGUUUUCGUAUUGGAUCUCAAGAAUGGAAGGCACGAUUUGUUCUUCAGUCCACCAAAUGGUGGACUCGAUGAGAAUAACUUAUCUGCAGAAGAGAAGCUUAGAAGGGAAAGGUCAAGGGAACGUGGUUUAGGGAUAACACGAUAUGAAUGGGUUAAGGCAAGCGCCAGACGGAAGGUCAUUAUGGUGCCAUUGCCUGCUGGAUUGUACUUGAAGGAUCAGAAUUCAGAUCCAGAACUUGAGAUAGCAAGUACAUCUACCUCACCGGUCUUGGAUCCACAUAUUUCACCUGAUGGUAACAGGCUUGCCUAUGUGAGAGAUAAUGAAUUGCAUGUGUUAAACUUAUUGUACCAUGAAUCUAAGCAGUUAACAACAGGCGCCAAUGGCAAUGUUAUAACACAUGGUCUUGCUGAAUACAUUGCUCAGGAGGAGAUGGAACGGAAAAAUGGAUACUGGUGGUCAUUGGACAGCAAAAAUAUAGCAUUCACACAGGUUGAUUCAUCUGGUGUACCUCUAUUCAGAAUUAUGCAUCAAGGUAAAAGUUCCAUCGGUCCCGAGGCACAGGAAGACCAUGCUUACCCUUUCGCCGGAGGACCAAAUGUCAAAGUUCGCCUGGGAGUUGUUCCAGCUAAUGGAGGUCAAAUAACAUGGAUGGAUCUUCUUUGUGGUGAAAAUGACAAAGCAAAUGAGGACGAGGAAUAUUUGGCCAGAGUGAAUUGGAUGCAUGGAAAUAUUCUGACUGCACAGGUCUUGAAUCGAUCACAUUCCAAACUGAAAAUCCUCAAGUUUGAUAUCAAGACGGGGAAAAGGAAUGUACUAUUGGUUGAAGAACAUGAUACAUGGGUCAAUCUUCACGAUUGUUUUAUUCCUAUGGACAAAGGACUCAACAGAACUAAUGGUGCAUUUAUUUGGGCAAGCGAGAAAACAGGGUUCAAGCAUUUGUAUCUUCAUGACACAAAUGGAGUCUGUUUGGGACCUAUAACUCAAGGUGAUUGGAUGGUUGAACAAGUUGCUGGUGUAAAUGAAGUUACUGGCCUUGUAUAUUUUACAGGAACUUUGGACGGGCCUAUGGAAUCACACCUUUACUGUGCGAAAUUGUUCCCCGAUGCUAACAGUCCAUUGCAGUCCCCUUUGAGAUUGACUAAUGGACAUGGAAAACAUGUAGUUGUGCUUGAUCAUCAAAUGCAAAGAUUCAUAGAUAUCCAUGAUUCCUUGGUCUCACCUCCAAGAAUAUCGCUCUGCUCCUUGCAUGAUGGAAGCUUGAUUAUGCAUUUAUUUGAUCAACCGGUCAGCAUUCCACGAUCCAAAAAACUCCAGCUUGAAUCUCCAGAAAUAAUUCAGAUACAGGCUAAGGAUGGAACUGCUUUGUAUGGGGCAUUAUACAAACCAGAUCCGAUGAAGUUUGGACCUCCUCCAUACAGAACUAUGAUUGAAGUCUAUGGUGGUCCCAGUGUACAGCUCGUGUGUGACUCGUGGACUAACACAGUCGACAUGAGAGCUCAGUAUCUAAGAAGCAAAGGCCUCUUAGUUUGGAAGAUGGACAAUAGAGGCACUGCUCGACGAGGACUUAUGUUCGAAGGUGCACUCAAAAAUAACUGUGGCUUUGUUGAUGCUGAGGAUCAACUGACAGGAGCCGAGUGGCUCCAGAAACAGGGGCUUGCAAAACAGGGCCACAUUGGAUUAUAUGGAUGGAGCUAUGGUGGGUAUCUCUCAGCUAUGACAUUGGCAAGGUUCCCUGAGGUAUUCAAAUGUGCUGUUUCUGGUGCCCCUGUCACCUCGUGGGAUGGGUAUGAUACAUUUUACACAGAAAAGUAUAUGGGCCUCCCAUCUAAAAAUCCGUCGGGUUAUAUAGAGAGCUCUGUUAUGCACCAUAUAGAUAAUAUUGGAGGAAAGCUGUUACUCGUGCAUGGCAUGAUUGAUGAAAAUGUGCAUUUUAGGCACACUGCUAGGCUUAUUAAUGCACUCGUGGCAGCCGGAAAGCCAUAUGAAUUAUUAAUAUUCCCAGAUGAACGUCACAUGCCUCGGAAAUUCAGAGACCGUGUAUACAUGGAGGAGAGAAUUUGGGAAUUCAUUGAGAGGAACUUGUGAAUGACCUUCUCAUUGUUCUAGUUAUCAGUUAGGCUCUCGGGUCUCGCGGUAGAGAAGAUUUUGAGGCUCAUUUCCAGUUUAACAGCAUGUUUCACUUGAUUAUAGAAGAAAUUGUACUACAACAACAACAUACCCAGUGUAAUCCCACAAGUGGGUCUGGGGAGGGCAGAGAGUAUAAAUACCUUACCCCUACCUUAUACUAUUCUCUAUAAAACUAGAAAAAGGUAGGCAGGCUAAUAAAAGUUGUUUGUGUGACUGAUGUGUAAUAGCUGCCAUGUACAAUAAGCUUACCAGAUGUACAAAAAUAAUACAGCACUCUAUUUCCUGGGGAAGAAAUUUGGUUUUUACCCCC
Lycium barbarum (goji berry) is the source of this 3049-nucleotide messenger RNA. RefSeq lists its product as uncharacterized. The transcript is spliced from 6 exons. Gene Ontology annotation, molecular function: dipeptidyl-peptidase activity; serine-type peptidase activity. Lineage: Eukaryota; Viridiplantae; Streptophyta; Magnoliopsida; Solanales; Solanaceae. The record is from RefSeq and is a predicted model, not a curated record. Bases 373 to 2697 code for a protein of 774 amino acids. Gene Ontology annotation, biological process: proteolysis.